Molecule: messenger RNA, 825 nt
Organism: Rhizophagus irregularis DAOM 181602=DAOM 197198
Lineage: Eukaryota; Fungi; Glomeromycota; Glomeromycetes; Glomerales; Glomeraceae
Source: RefSeq, a predicted model, not a curated record
AUGUUAAUUGUGAUACUUGGAUUUGCACAUACAAUGUUCGUAUUACUCAGAGAACCCACGAAUAUUAAAACUAAAGACUCUACAUAUAGUGGAAAAGCCACAAAUUCUUUAACAAAUGAAACACUUGACAUUGAACUUAAAUCAGAUUUUGAUCCCACAUCUAGUGAUAAUCCGUUUACAUCUUUUUUUACAGCAAUAGAGGCUACAUAUUUUUGGAUUAAUGGUGAUUGGGUUCAAAGGGAUGAAUUUGAUUUCUGGGUUAUUGGUGUAUAUACUUUUAUUGCUAGUUUAUUCCUUGUAAUUGUUUUAAAAAAUAUCUUAAUUGCUUUUAUGAGUGGUGCAUAUGAAAAAGCAGAAGCUAAUGAUAAACAAACUUUAUUAAGAAAUCGAGCAAAUUACAUAGCAGAUUAUGAAGCAUUGUAUCAUAUUAAUUUUCGAAAUCCUGAGCCUGAACUGAAUUAUAUUUGUUACUUUUGUCAAGCUAAAUAUUUUGAAGAAUGGUAUAAUACAAGAAAUGUUGACGAUAAGAGCGCUAUUUAUGAAGGUUUUGAAGAAAUAUCUAUAUUUACAAGACGUAUUUACAAGGAAAUGGAUUAUGAUAUAUUUUCAAUUCUGAAAUAUUGGAAUAAUAAAACUAUUAAAAUUAUUGAAGUUUUUAAAAAUGUAAGUAAUGACUUUAGCGAUAAUAUUGAAUAUUUAAAAAGAAAUGAAGGCAAAAGUUCAACUAAUGAAUUUGAAGAAAUUUAUGAAGUCAAAAAUACGUUAGAAAUUGAAGUUAAAAAAUUUCAACUUAAACUAGAAAAAUUGGAGAAAUUAUUAUUGUAA